Molecule: messenger RNA, 1338 nt
Organism: Rotaria socialis
Lineage: Eukaryota; Metazoa; Rotifera; Eurotatoria; Philodinida; Philodinidae
Source: the annotation of a GenBank genome assembly
AUGAAUGGUGAGUAUUCAUCAUCAACUAGUAAUCCAUCAGCAAGUGAUGUCAGUAUUUCAGGUGAUAAAGAUGAAAAAAAGAACUUAAGUCCUUAUGAAAAAAUUCUAUUGGAUGUAAAAUAUGAUGCACGCUUUAAAGCUGAAGAAACAAAUGGUCGACGUAUUGGAUUCUAUCGUAUUUUCAAAGAUAUCGGUUUAGGCAGUUUUUCAAGAGUUAAACUUGGUCGACAUUUACUGGCUCACGAAAAAGUAGCAAUUAAAAUUCUUGACAAAACCAAAAUUGAUGAAAAAACUCAACGUUUACUUUUACGUGAAAUAACUUCAAUGGAACGAUUAUAUCAUCCCAACAUAAUACGACUAUAUGAAGUUAUUGAAACACCAAAAGAUAUUUAUAUUGUUACUGAAUAUGCAUCUGGUGGUGAUCUUUACACAUGUAUAAAUCAUACUGGAAAAUUUCCUGAAGAUGAAGCUAAACAUAUAUUUGCUCAGAUAACUGCUGCUAUUGAUCAUAUGCAUAGCAAAGGUAUUGUUCAUCGUGAUAUAAAAACUGAAAAUGUCUUCUUUGCCAAAGAACGUCUAAUAAAGUUAGGUGAUUUAGGUUUUAGUACAUUUACAGAAAAAAAUCAAACAUUAACAACAUUUUGCGGUAGUCCGCCGUAUGCAGCACCAGAAUUAUAUCGAGAUGAAAAUUAUAUUGGAAUUUAUGUUGAUAUAUGGGCUAUGGGUAUAACAUUAUUUUUUAUGGUAACAGGUCUCAUGCCAUUUCGAGCAGAAAAUAUUGGAAAACUAAAACAGUCUAUUAUCGAUGGACAUUAUUCUAUACCAGGACAUGUUUCAAAUCAGUGUCAAGAACUUAUACAUGGACUUCUCAAUCAUGAAAUAAUGGAGCGUUGGUCAAUAAACAGAGUUCGUUCUUGUGCAUGGCUUACUCAUCAAAGUUUUCCUAAGGAAUUUGAACCAUUUUCGAUGGAUUUAAAUGAACAUUGUGCAUCUUCCAAUAAAAAUAAAAGAUCUCCUAUUGAAAAUGAAGCAUAUCUAAGAUUAAAACAAUUGGGUAUUACAUCUGAACAUUUACAAGCAAUGAGUGAAAAUUCAGAUGAGAAUCACUUAUCUAAUCGUGAUAAUAUUAAUGGAACAUAUAGAAUUCUAUUGCAUCGUUUACAAAAACAGUCCACUGCUCUUGAACGUGAUCCUUUAUAUGGUAAACAAAGUCAUGAAGACUUUUCUUCAUCCGGAACUCAGAAAAUAUCUGGGUCUAUUGACACCGGUGAGCAAAAGCAUAUACAAAAUUUACAUCAAACUCAAACACAGAAGGCGAGAGUAUGCAUCAUAUUAUGA